AUCAUCAACCUAAAUCGAGAUCUGCCCCAUCUCUCACUCGAAGAUGUGAAGCGUGAAAUCUUACAAGAAGAUUUCCGCCGUCGCGAAUUGGCGGGUCUUGAUGCAACAACAACAACAAUGGCUACGGGCGUGGGCGCAGUCGAUUUGAUGACGAAUGCCACUUUUGUCACAAGACCGGCCACAUGUGGAGAGAUUGCUUCAGAUUGCCUGAUGGAUGGACCCCUUCUCAAGGCCAAGAGGGCAGAGGAGCAAGGGGAGGAAGAGGCAGAGGUCGUGGAGGCCGUGGUGGCCUUGGAGGCGAAGGGGCAAGCAUGAAAGGUGGAGACUACGACAAGGACUCGAGUGAAGAUCGAUACCCGGGCCAAUUCUUCUUUGUCUCCACGCAAGCGGCAGCUACAGCAGGAGGUGUGGAUGGCUUUGAGGAGCCAGCUACUGUGGGAAAGGUCACCCUUCACUCUCUGGACUUUUGGGUGAUCGAUAGCGGCGCCACCUAUAGCAUGACACCUCGUGCGGACUUGCUCACCGAACUCGAACCGUCGCCGGUGAAGCAUGUUACAUCGGCUUUGGGGCAGCGAGCAGAGGUGAAAGGCAUGGGCAAGGCCAUGUUCAAUGGUGCUGAUGGGAAGAUGGUGGGCCUCAAGAACGUGCUUUGGGUGCCCAACCUAGCAGCCAACCUGAUCUCUGUUCGGCGUUUGCAAAAGGCCGGCGUGGACACAUCUUCCAAGGGCUCCAAAACAUAUACCGCGAGGCUUGGUGAGCAGAAGCUUUGGGACCUUCAUGAGGACAGGGACAUCUACAAUGAGAUGUGGCAAAUCCUAGUGGUCCCCAUGCCUAAGGGGAGGCAAGUGGCAGCAAGCGUCAGCACCAAGAGUGAAGCGGUUGGUGGCGGUGAUCACGGAAAACAAAGUGACACCAAGAGUGACUCAAAGGAGUGCAACCUUGGAGAGACCAGCAAGGCUUGUGAACCCAAGGAGAGUGGUGCAGCAACCAAAAGUGGUGGAAAUGAGGAGGAGAAGCCUUAGAUCAGCAAAGCAGCAGCGGCAAAGGAGAAAGGAGAGAGCUUGUGGGGCACGAUUGCGAGUGCCGCUUUCUCCAACCCGACUUCCGCUACGGGAGAGUGUGAUUGGCUGACCUUGCAUCGACGAAUGGGGCAUGUGGCAUUGCCCAUUUUGCAGCAGAUAGUUCAGCAAGAGAUGGUCAGUGGGAUACGUGUCAAGGGGGAGCCCAAUGAGGUGCUUGGCUGUCCAACAUGCAUGCAAGCCAAGUUCACCUGCUACCCGUUCCAUAGCUCGGAGACAACGGCG
This is a messenger RNA of Closterium sp. NIES-67, 1304 nucleotides long. The record is from the annotation of a GenBank genome assembly. NCBI's taxonomy places the organism in Eukaryota, Viridiplantae, Streptophyta, Zygnematophyceae, Desmidiales, Closteriaceae.